AUGGAAUCAGAGGAUGUUGAGAUGAUCGAAGACCAUGUUUCUGAAGAGGAAAUUCUCUCUGGUGACAAAGACUUUGAUGAUAGAAGGGACUACAGAACUAUAAUAAAGGAAAAAUUUUAUAUUAUAUGGGAUAAGAGCUCUUUGCUUGGAGAAUCGGCAACUUUGAAUCAUGUAAUCACUGAGAAAGACCAAAAGCUGUUGGACCGUAUCUUUGAAGUGGAUAUUAAAACCUACAAGAUACCACAAACCGUAAUCCUUCAGGGAGCUGCUGGAAUUGGGAAGACAAUGUUGUUGAGAAAGGCAAUGUUAGAAUGGGCAAAUGGCAAUCUCUACCAGCAAUUUACCUAUGCUUUUUAUCUCAGUGGGAGAGAAAUUAGCCAAGUGAAAGAGAAAAGCUUUGCUCAGUUAAUAUCCAAGAAUUGGCCUCGCUCUGAAGGCCCCAUUGAACGGAUCCUGUCCAAGCCCAGCAAUCUCCUUUUUAUAAUCGAUAGUUUUGAUGAGCUGGACUUCUCCUUUGAAGAGCCAGAGUUUGCACUAUGUAAUGAUUGGACCCAGAAGCAGCCAGUGUCCUUUCUUAUUAGCAGUUUGCUGAGGAAAGUGAUGCUUCCUGAGUCAUUCUUAUUGGUAACAGCAAGACCCACAGCUUGGAAGAGACUGAAGCCCUUGUUACAUAAACCUCAUGGUGUAAAGCUGCCAGGACUGUCUAAGAAUGCAAGGAUGGACUACAUUCACCAUUUGUUGAAAGAUAAGACAUGGGCUAUGGAUGGGAUCUGUUCAAUUAGAAAGAAUGAGAGGCUUUUCAACAUGUGCCAUGUCAGCCAUGUGUGCAAGGUGAUUUGUACUUGUCUGAAGGAGCAAGUGAAGAAAGGUGGCAAUAUUGCUGUGAUCUGCCAAACCACAACAGCUCUGUUCACAUGCUAUAUCUGCAGCUUAUUUUCACAGAUAGAUUGGAGUAUUACUACUCUGCCCAAUGAAACACUAGUGAGGAGCCUGUGCCAGGCAGCUGCUGAAGGCAUUUGGACUAUGAAUCAUAUACUCUACAAGAAAAACCUCAGAAAGCAUGAGUUAACUAGAGAUGACAUCUCAGUUUUCCUGCAUGUGAAGGUUCUUCAGAAGGACACGGAGUAUGGAAACUGCUUUGCAUUUACUCACCUCCAUAUCCAGGAGUUUUUUGCAGCUUUGUUCUACUUCUUAAGAGAGAAUCCAGAAGAAAAAGACUAUCCCAUCAAACGGUUUGAAAACUUGCAUCUGUUACUUGAAAGCAACUGUUUUCAUGACCCUCAUUUGGAACAGAUGAAAUGCUUUUUGUUCGGUCUACUGAAUAAAGAACGAGUACGACAACUGGAGGAAACCUUUGGAUCUGUCUGCUUCCUGAAUAACUGUCAGGAUUUUAGUUUUUUGACUACCUGCCAUACCCUGACACAUCUUGACCUGAAAAAUGUUGACUUAGAAGACAAUGGGUUAGAGAGCUUAUGCCAAAACUUGAUAUCCCAACGAUGUAAAUUACGGGUGCUGAGGCUGGAAUCCUGUGACCUGAAUGUAUACCGUUGUCUAAAACUAGCAGAGGCUCUCAAGAGCAACAAGAGCCUGGUAUUUCUGAAUCUGUCCACCAACAAUCUGUCAAACGACGGAGUGAAGUCAUUGUGUCAGACUUUAGAAAACCCCAACUGUCACCUAGAGAGACUGUCCUUAGCAAGCUGUGGCAUCACAAAAGCUGUGUGUGAGGCUCUUUCCUUGGCUAUCACCAAAAGCAAGAGACUGACACACUUAUGUUUGGCAGACAACAUCUUGGAAGAUGAAGGGAUAGAGCUUCUCAGUGAUGCCUUGAGAUAUCCACAGUGUACUCUCCAGAGCCUUGUGUUGAGGUGUUGCUGUGUGACUUCGGUUGGUAGUAAGUUUCUCUCCGAUGCUCUUCUGAACAACAGGAGUUUGAUACAUCUGGACCUGGGAUCAAACAAGCUUCAGGACAGUGGGAUCAAGCUUUUGUGUCACAUCCUUCAGCAGCCAACCUGCACUAUUCAGGAGUUGGAGCUGAUGGGCUGUAUUCUCACCAGUGACGGUUGUCUGGAUCUGGCUCCUGUUAUUGUGAAUAACCCAAACCUGUGGAGCCUAGACCUUGGGAACAACAACUUAGAGGAUGCUGGCCUGCAUAUUUUGUGUGAAGCUUUAAAAGAUCCAAACUGCCACAUUCAGAGGCUAGGACUGGAAAACUGUGGAUUAACCCCCGUUUGCUGUCAGGAUCUCUUAAGUCUUUUUUCUGGCAACCAAAGUUUGAUACAAAUGAACUUAAUGAAGAAUGCUCUCAAUUAUGACACAAUUAAGAAUUUAUGUACAGUCUUGAGGUCUCCAACAUGCAAAAUAAAAUUUUUAGCGUUGGACAACAAGGAAAUUCUUGGAGAGAAAAUCAAGAAAUUUGUGAAUGAUGUAAGAACUAACAACCCACAAUUGGUGAUUAAGCCACACUAUUACAACACAGAAAGUGAGCGCUGGUGGAAGUAUUUCUGAAGAACCUGAUGUGCCUUUAAAAAUUAAAAAACAUCUUCAAUGGCAUGGUCUUUAACAUAUAUGAAAUACUUGCCUAUAUCCAGAGAUACUGAAUUGCAUUUCCAGUAGGGAUAGGUUACACACUUCUCUGUAAAAUGUUUGUUGUAUUUCACACGGGUGUUGAGAAAAUAAAGCAAAACCCACAAAA
Peromyscus maniculatus bairdii (prairie deer mouse) is the source of this 2692-nucleotide messenger RNA. The record is from RefSeq and is a predicted model, not a curated record. NCBI's taxonomy places the organism in Eukaryota, Metazoa, Chordata, Mammalia, Rodentia, Cricetidae.